Molecule: messenger RNA, 3285 nt
Organism: Ictalurus furcatus (blue catfish)
Lineage: Eukaryota; Metazoa; Chordata; Actinopteri; Siluriformes; Ictaluridae
Exons: 4
Coding region: 793-1674 (293 amino acids)
Biological process (GO): T cell costimulation; negative regulation of T cell proliferation; positive regulation of T cell proliferation
Cellular component (GO): external side of plasma membrane
Source: RefSeq, a predicted model, not a curated record
AUAGGUGGAAAAAAAUGUCUAACAGAAAUACCUACUGAUAUUUCUAUAAAUAAUGUUAUAUUUGUGACUUUUCAUUUUGAAUAUUGUAGGACUUCUGGAAGAAAUGUGUGCUCACUCACAUAACUGAUUUUCUAGGAUAAAUAUUUGACCGUUCGCAAAUGUCGCCAUACUGGGACAUACUUCUCUUCCACUUAUUUAUUUAUUUAUCUAUUUAUUUAUUUGAUUGAUUGAUUUGCAAUUGCGUCAUUUGUCCACAAGAGCUGCACUUGUUCAGCUAUUUACAGUAAACUAAAUCUGAUCGUUUUCUCUCCCAACAAGUAGGCCUACACUUUCACUGCAAUUUUACUGAGAAAAGGUCAAAAGAAAUUGAAGAUUAAAAAAACAUUUAAAAAAAACAUCAUCAUACAAGUUUGAGCUCUUAUCUUUGUCUUAGCACCACCUCCACCUGUAGCAAAUUUGUCCAUAAUAGCAGGGGGAGCACAUCCUGACAGCUGAGAAUAUUACAUCAGAUACUGUUCAAUAAGAAAGAACGCUUAUACACGUGUCAAAUUCAUACUGCUGACUUCUUUACCCAGAACAGGCAAGUCCUGUGUGUGUGGGUUUUGUUUUUUUUUUUGUAGUGUGCUAUCCCGUAAUUUGUCCAUCAUAGAAGGGGGAAUGCCUCCUGACAGCUGGGAAUGUCAAGAUGUCACAUAUGAACAACAUAUCUGAAGACCGUUUGUUUCUCCUUCCUUACCACAUGCAAAUUUCUCCUGUGAUUAUUUAUUGUAGGCCCAUUGUUGAGAUAACACCAUGAAUUUGGUUUUAAGCACAGGAGUCCAUCUGAUUGUUCACCUGUUAAUCCUGCAGUGCCAGGCUUUUACCGUCAGAUACAUCUUGGUUAAUGAACCUGUGACCUUCCCAUGUAUCUGCUCUGGAAACCAACCAGUGGUUCUGUGGAUCCGCUUCAUUCCCAGUAGUGCUGUCAUUGCUAAGUGUGACAGCCAGACAUGUCGGAUUGAACAGUAUUUUCAGAAAAGGUUUGCAGUAUCAGGAGAUACCAGCAGCGGAAAUUACUCCAUAAGUAUCAGUUCAGUCGUCUACACUGAUGCCGGUUCCUACAGGUGCAGCUGUGAUGGACAUCCAGUUACUGAAGAAAAGCUUCAGGUGUAUGUUCCAACAGUCAUAAAGGCAUUUGAGGGGGAGAACGUCACCCUCCCCUGCUAUGGAGACACUCGGAUUGAUGCCAUGAAUGUACAGUGGAAGAAAGGUGAAGAAACAGUGCUGGAAAUCACUUCUGCGACUACCGGCGACGUCUCAGCAGGCAGAUGUUCGAUCUCAAAAGAAGGCUAUCAAGAUGGCGACCUCUCACUCCACAUCAGUUCAGUUAACCGGUCUGAUGCUGAAUUUUAUCGCUGCCUUAUUCACGAUGAAUCUCGUGAUGGAGACCCACGUGCUGUUCUACUAAAGGUGGAAGAACGCCGACCUGAGCACCAACCACCCCCAGCCUGCAACAGCAACACAGAAACAGCAUUAGCAGUAAUACUAGCACUGGUCAUCCUCGGAGUGAUUAUUUACUGUGUGAGAAGAUUCAAAGUAACUAAGAAUAAGGCAUCCACCGAUCCAGGGCCUCCUGUUCAAGAGGAAAACCAAAUGAUCCCAAAGCCUUCUUCAACACGGAGAUUCCAGGACUAGUUCAUAGUUAAAGAUCUGCCACACUGUUUUUUUUUUUAUUUAACAUUUCUUAUGAAGGGAAGCAAAAUUUGAUAUUAAGGGAUUAGAAAUUUUUAAAAACGUAGAAAUUCAGCAAAGCUGUAGGAAUGCCAUGGUGGUGUCUAGGGAUGUCACGAUACCAAAAAUCUAGUAGUCGGUACCAAUACCACCAAGAGUACAUGAUACUCGAUACCAAAGUCGAUACCACGGUGUGGUAUAAAAAUUAAAUUAAAAACUCUCCUGGAGGACAUCCUCCUCUGGCUGAUACUGGCAAAAAAGAGAGAGGGAGGGAUAUUAUAGUUAUCAAACAUUGUCUGACAAUGAGUGGAGUGACUCCUAAACUCGCGCACGCAUGUACACACACACACAGACAGACAGACAUCCUUAUACUCUGAAUGCAAGCAUUAGUUUAAAUUCACUGAUAUGCUGGCAGGCCAAAAAGAUUUAUUAAAAGCAUGAACAUUAGAAUAAUUGUUAGUGACAUUAGGCUACAUUUUGCUGACAGGACACGGGCUGAAUGGCGAUGCAUGGUGGCCCAUUAGGAGGUAGUUUAUAACACUGCAAUGUGUUUGCGUCGUUAACAAAUAACUGGCUAUCGCAAACAUUACAUGGAGCGUAACGUUAGCUGGUUUAACGGCCACAAUGCCAGCUGCCUCAAACAAACAUAAUAUAGGACCUGUGUUUCAGGUGCGUCGCCAAAUUCCAGGUGUUUCCUCGCUUUGUUUGGAAUGAACGAUAGCAUCGGUUGCACACUGGCUUCACAGCAUCAAUUAUAUGUUUGUUGUCAUCCGCCUCGAAUGCGAAAUAUUUCUAUAUUCCAGACCACCUUUCCUCUCAACGAGUCACGGUGGAGCUAAACUUCUGUAGUUUUUCCCGUGUGUUUGUAGUUGUUGUUCUUCACCAUUUGUGGACCGGCUAAAACACCUGCGCGUAUUUGCUUCCCCCGGUCAGGUUCGGAAGAAUUGCAAACUCGGUACUUUCAUUAGAAACGGUACCAACACUACUGCAUAAAAACAAGUACCGUCACGUUUUAAGAAUGUUGGUACCGACUUGGUACCAAAGUAUCGGUUCUCGUGACAUCCCUAGUGGUGUCUAAUGGUGGUGUCUAAGCAUCUUCUAUGGUGUGUAGUUAGUUCUCUUUGUUUUGGUGUGCCGAUAUUCCUGCUUUAUUUCAGUCAUUUUUGCAGUUCACAUGAAAGAAAUGUGAACUCGGACUUUGAAAGAGCCAGUUUUACAUGCACUAUGAACUGAGCCAUAUAGUUAUACCGUAUGUUAUCAUGCUGUAUAUUUAUACAUGCUGUAUAUACAGGUACAUCUUUUAAAAAAUUGAAUAUUGUGGAAAAGUUAUUUUUUUUCUGUAAUUUAAUUAAAAAAGUGGAACUUUUGUAUAUUCUAGAUUCAUUACACAAAGUGAAAUAUUUCAAGCUUUUUUUGCUUUAAUCUUGAAGAUUACGGUUUACAGCUCAUGGAAAUCUUAAUUUUUCUUCUGUAAUUGUUCUUUGUAGUUUAGAUGUUUUGUAAAUUAUAGAGGUGUAUAAUUAACUUAUUCUUCAUUUCUGCUAAGAUUUGGGUAAAUGGGAAAAUUUGGGUAAU